CAGCGUUAGCGGCGGACUUUUUCACAGUAAAGAAGACGGAUCGGAUUUUCAGUCCCAACUAGAAAGUCCAGUUCGACCGACAGAAAUGUCACAGGAGCAUGACAAUAAGCGUGCGGUCCUGGUUCUCCAGAACGAACCAGGCUAUGGAGGCCAGCGUCGCUCCUUCACCACAGAAGACGAAGCCUGGAAAUCCUUUUUGGAGAACCCGCUGACGGCUGCCACCAAGGCCAUGAUGAGCAUAAACGGUGACGAGGACAGCGCCGCGGCUUUAGGCCUGCUGUACGACUACUAUAAGGUGCCCAGGGAAAAGAGAACAAUAACCCAAAACAAGCCAGAAGCCUUGGUCUGUGAUGUGGAUCCCAACAAAAGACACCAGAUCCAGGCCGGACACUCCAUAUCUCCACUUCAGGAAGGCGGCAUGGAGAGCAGGAUCCAAGUCCUCAAGGGGCCCUUCAAUAUUCUUCAGCUGUCCCAGGACAAGAGGGCCCAGUUCCCCUCACCAGACACGACCGUCACCGUUUCCAUCGCCACCAUGCCAAACUACCUGCCCGUCAAGACAGAGGUGCCCACCCACGGCUUCUCGGUGACUGUGCCAAACAACUGUGCUGAAACCGACGGCCAUGUGGGCGUCUUUGACCGCCAGCUCACCCACAACACGGUGCAGUUCAGCCCCAGCACCCAGUCCCGCACGCCCCCCGACUCCACCUUCUCCGAGAGUUACAAGGAUGGUUCCCAGGAGGUGUUUUCCUUCCCUGGGGAUAUCCAGUUACGUAUGGCCACCAUGACGCCUGAGGACUACACUCAGUUUAACACCGUGCCGGGGAAUAACUUUGAGUACACUCUUGAGGCGUCCAAGUCUCUGCGUCAGAAGACAGGUGACGGGACGAUGACGUACCUCAACAAGGGCCAGUUUUACCCGAUUACCCUCAGGGAGGUUGACAACAAAGGAAUGCAGCAACCCAUCACCAAAGUCAGGAGUGUAGUGAUGGUGGUGUUUGGAGAGGAGAAGUGCAGAGAUGAUCAGCUGAAGCAUUGGAAGUACUGGCACUCCAGACAGCACACUGCCAAACAGAGGUGUCUGGAUAUUGCUGACUACAAGGAGAGCUUCAACACCAUUGGUAACAUCGAGGAGAUUUCCUAUAACGCCAUUUCCUUCACCUGGGACACCAAUGAUGAGGCCAAAAUUUUCAUCUCAGUCAACUGUCUGAGCACCGACUUCUCCUCCCAGAAGGGUGUGAAGGGUCUCCCUCUGAACCUGCAGAUCGACACCUACAGCUACAACAACCGCAGCAACAAGCCCAUCCACCGUGCCUACUGCCAGAUCAAAGUCUUCUGUGACAAGGGAGCCGAGAGGAAGAUCCGUGACGAGGAGAGGAAGCAGUCCCGCCGGAAAACAGUUGUGGAUGCCAAAGUUCCCAUCCUCCAAAAACGCAACGAUGUGACCAUCUUCAAGAUGAUGACCGACCACGAGACCCAGCCCGUCCUUUUCAUUCCUGACAUCCACUUCUCCACCUUCCAGCGCCAUCCUUUCCCGACAGAAGAUGGCGAGGACAACAGCUCGGGCAUGAAGAGAUUACCCUUCAGUGAUGAAGAGUUUGGUUCGCCCCCAAACAAGAUAGCGAGAGGAGGGGAACCUAAGAAAGUCCUGCUGUACGUGCGCAAGGAGACUGAGGAGGUGUUUGAUGCCCUCAUGCUGAAGAAUCCCACGCUGAAAGGCCUGGUGGAAGCUAUUUCAGAGAAGUAUGAAUUACCUUUGGAUAAGGUUGGAAAAGUCUACAAGAAGUGCAAGAAAGGGAUCUUAGUUCACAUGGACGACAACAUCAUCAAACACUACUCCAACGAAGACACCUUCCAGAUCACCAUGGAGGAGAUGGGCGGCAUGUACAAACUCACCCUCAGUGAGAUCUGAUUGGAUAGGAGGAUGUGACAUCACCCAGAGCCAUCAGGAGUAGUGGUUUACACAUCUUGCUAUGCAGUGAUUAUGGACUUGAUCUGAAACUUAAAUCAUGUGGUCUUCGUGCUGCAUCAAUGUCAAACAAAUUUUAAAAGUCUCACAAGAGGUAUUUUAAAAAGCCAUAGCUCUUAAUAGAUCACAUUGUUGAUUGUUAUGACAUCUUUAUUUUGUAUUUAGUAAGUUGCACCUCAGAUAAUAAUGCCUACUUUUGUAAAUUUGUGUGCAGAGCAUUUGUGGUGCUGCUAUACCUCAUGCUAUGCAAGCAGCAGUGUUUCUUUUUAUGAGGGGAAACGACUCGUCUUUCUCUUCCUAAAGCCAUAGCACUGAUGAUUACAAUCUGUAAAGUUGGGGAGUCUCUGCCCAAAAUGAAGACAGCAAAUUGUUGAUAGAGCCCCAGUGGUUCAGUGUAUUAAUACGAAACAACAUGGCAGUAUUUAGUGUGCAAAACUCUUCAACCAUCAUACAAUUAGGGUAGAAUAAUGUAAAUAUUAGUUUUUUUGAGCAUAGUAUACAUGUUGUUUGUGAAUGAAAUGACUUAAAAUAUUUUUUGUCAGAUCAAUAUAAAAAAAAUGGCCUUUUUGUAAGUAUUAAUAGUCACUAAAUAUAUUGAUAACGAUGCUAAAAUACAGCUACCGUUCCCCUGUAGAGUAGUUUUCUGAAUGUUGAUGAAGUAGGUCAAUGAAUGUCUAAUACAGUGAGGCUGUUCUGGAAGUGCAAUAUGACAUUUAGUUUCAGGCACAUUCGGAAAAAUAACACCUCCUCCACAGUAUAUAAUACAUAUUAUCUGAUAAAACUGAUUUUCUUUAUGGAAAUAUUGUUGUAUAUAUCCACUGAAAAAAAAAGAUCCAUCUGAUCCCUCCUUUUGUAUUUCAGUACUUAUUGUGUAUAUAUUUAUUAAGAGAUGGAUGUGGGUCAUUGUUGCUUUUGUUUUUUUACUAUAUAUAUCCAAAUUUCUAUUAUUCCUAAUAAUAUAAUGUUUUUUUUUCCUUUUUGUAUGAAGUUAUUCUAACCUUACUUGUCAAGGGACAAAAAGUUAUUAAUGUGUUUUGUUUUUUUUGUAAAGGAUUUGAUGCACAAA
This is a messenger RNA of Anoplopoma fimbria (sablefish), 3032 nucleotides long. It is a transcript of the gene grhl1, whose product is annotated as grainyhead-like transcription factor 1. Gene Ontology annotation, biological process: regulation of transcription by RNA polymerase II. NCBI's taxonomy places the organism in Eukaryota, Metazoa, Chordata, Actinopteri, Perciformes, Anoplopomatidae. Gene Ontology annotation, cellular component: nucleus. Bases 86 to 1909 code for a protein of 607 amino acids. Gene Ontology annotation, molecular function: DNA-binding transcription activator activity, RNA polymerase II-specific; RNA polymerase II cis-regulatory region sequence-specific DNA binding. The record is from RefSeq and is a predicted model, not a curated record. The transcript is spliced from 16 exons.